Messenger RNA from Brassica rapa (field mustard), 1065 nucleotides. RefSeq lists its product as uncharacterized. Lineage: Eukaryota; Viridiplantae; Streptophyta; Magnoliopsida; Brassicales; Brassicaceae. The record is from RefSeq and is a predicted model, not a curated record.
AUGUCAUCAUCGUCAUCCGAUGAAGUUGAAGAAAGAUUGGACGAAAUUAUCGACGAUAUCAUAGAUGAAACCUACAUCAACAUUUUGGAAGCCCAACCCUCUAAGCCGAAGAAACGCGCUUAUAUAGAACGAGACCGCAAAAUCGGACACAACCGAUUAUGGAAUGAUUACUUCAGUGAAGAUGUGACAUUUCCGCCGUAUUUAUUCGGACGCCGUUUUCGUAUGAACAAAGAAUUAUUCUUGCGUAUUGUCCAUCGCCUCUCAGAACACGUUCCAUUCUUUCAACAAAGAAGAGAUGCAACGGGGAGGUUUGGUCUUUCACCACUACAAAAAUGUACAGCCGCCAUUCGUCUCCUUGCUUAUGGUUCUGCAGCUGACGCGGUUGAUGAAUAUCUCAGAGUUGGUGAAAGCACGGAAAUUUCGUGUUUAAAGCAUUUUAAUGAAGGAAUAAUUCAGUUAUUUGGUAAUGAGUAUCUACGAAGACCGACAGAAGAGGAUCUUCAGCGACUACUCCAUAUUGGAGAGAUACGCGGGUUUCCGGGGAUGGUAGGAAGCAUCGACUGUAUGCAUUGGAGGUGGAAAAAUUGCCCAACGGCUUGGAAAGGACAGUACACCCGGGGAUCAACAAAACCGUCAAUUGUGUUAGAGGCAGUAGCUUCACAAGAUCUUUGGAUAUGGCACGCUUUCUUCGGUCUACCAGGUCGGGCUCCGAGGGUAGAGUACGUGGUCAACGGACACAUGUAUAAUUUGGCGUACUACCUCACGGACGCUCUUUCAUGGGACCAGCAACAGAUAGGGAAGACAAUGAGAGCAUGUAUCAUACUGCACAAUAUGAUAGUCGAAAAUGAACGAGAUGGAUACGACACUCAGUACGAUCCAUCUGAAUUUGAAGAAGAAGAUGUAGCCAGCAGUUCACGGGUGCAUAAGUCUCAUGGUACCGACAUCCCUCCAAGCAUCAAUGAAAUGCGUGCCACUCGGGUUCAGAUUCGCGAGCCGGAAAUACAUCACCAAUUGCAGAAUGAUUUAAUUGAGAAUAUUUGGAACAAAUUUGGGGAUGAAAAUUAA